AUGGAAACAAUGGACGCGUCCGAGAAGAAUCUAACUCACCCAAAGGACACCGAUGUGUUAAAAAAGCGCAUACCCGAUAGCAAGGAUACCACUGGGACGCAAGAUGAAUCGAAGUACGUUGAAUUGAACGAUUUACUUGAUUUGGAUACAGACGGCACGAAAACUGUCAACGUUUCUGUCACCAGUGAAGGAAGCCAAAUGGCGAUUGACGCGGGCAACUGGGAGUCGAGCGCAGAAGAAGAAACUGCUAGAUACGGAGACAUGGCGAGUAAGAUGACUGAUCAUAUCAACAGUGACACAUUUAAUGAGGAUAUUGUCGCAAAGAAGUGUGCCAAGGGCUAUCUAUCCGGGUUUCUUAGAACUGCCUGCUGCUCCAAGGUUACUAUUCUGAAUGAAAACAUUAUGGCCAGCACCGAAUCACAACGAGACGUUGGUAAUGGAGCGCACACCCGAGAUUUUACCCCAAAAGAGGAGGCAGAAAAUACACCUGUUGAUGAACAAAAUGACAAUGAAGAUUUACAAUCCACUGACAUGUUAAGCGAGCAAAGUGAAUCGGGUGAUGACGUGAGCUUGGUGCUGUCCGGUGAUUGUGAUGAUUGCGCGCCUUGCAGCAAGAAGGAUGAGUCUCAUUACAUAACCUCGCACGAGAUCCAGCUAUCCGAGCUUUCAGAUCACGAUGUCGACUGUGAUAUCGAGCAGGGUUGGGAUGAUAACCAGGUCUACUCUUUUGUCGAUUAUGCUGCUUUUGACGGUGAUGGAACGACGGCAGGGAGAGAGGAGAGGGUGAAAAGCAAUCAGGGUCUGGCUAAUAGAGGACCAGCAGUCAGCACUAAGAUGGAAAGUGAUCUCGGUGACGGUGACAAGUGCGCCAUCUUAGAGAAUGGUCUGUCGAAGAACCAAAAGAAUGUUGCAGGGCAGAUCCACCUGUCAAUCAAAACGACUUCCCAAAUUAUAAAUAAGCCUAGCAACGUCCAAGAAAAUCAAAAUAAUCUUUAUUGUGAAUUUACGGGGGAAUUUGGACAGGGGCACAGUGGGAUUAUUACGAUCACAGAAACAUUAAAUGUUUGUUGUAAUGUCACAUCCGGGAUGUCUGGGAGUGAAAGGCGCUCAAAAUGUGCAAAAAACGCAACAGGAUCACGUUCCACAGAUGAAGUUACCAACACAUUGCCAAGCGGCCAGGGGAGUGAGAACAGGAAGCAACCAUGUAAUGCAGGGGAAACCAUGGAAGACACACACAAGAAAGCAACAUUAGCCUCGAGCCUUCUUAAAAAUGUAAUUUCUAAGAAAAUGCAGUUUGAGCAGGAGCGUAAAAUGGAGAGGGGGGAGAUAAGCGAGCCCUAUCACGCGCCAUCUCCCUUUCUCAAACAAGAGCCCGAAAUUACGCACAGGGAGAGGGAUAGGACGACACAAAAGGAGUCUAAGGAUUUUCAAAGGCAGAACUCGAAAUCCUCAGAGGCGAGUUCUGACCUAACUAUUGUUUGUGUGGAUGAAUUAUGGGAUUUAGUGGACACCAGCUCAUGCGAUGCCAAAGACGACUGUCGGAGACAAGACAGUUUCAUUAUUGCAUCAGAAACUAAUUUAGAGUCGACAAAUGAAGUAGGAGUCGAUACUAAAAUAGGAGCAUUCGAAGCGUCCAAAAGCACGCUGCUUCGAAGUCAAAAUAGCGCAUCCUGGAGGGACGGUGAGCUAGAGUUUCAAAAGGAACAUAAAAACGAUAAAACUCCAGAGGAGAAAGCGUCUUCGUCCACCGACAACCAGGGGGAAACGUACUUGUACACCGAUCCAGGCAACAGUAAACUUACCAAAAUGACACAUUUGCUUGUGCCAAAUAUCCAACUACUACUAUCCAAUGAGAUAGAAGUUUCAAAACCCCUGCCGACUAUGAAUUAUUUAACACGCGCGCCCGUGGAUCAAGGAGAGGAAGGUGUGAAGUUGCGCACCAACAACGUCGCGGAUCAUAGAAGUAUUGUAACAUCUACAUCGCCGGAAAUGAAAAUCAGUUUACGGAGUGUAAAAGAAAACAAAGGCGACCCUUUCAACGUUGCAAAGCUGGUGCCUCCCAAUAUAGGCUGUAACUCAGUCAAACUGGUAAAGCCAGGAGACGAGUCCAGGUGCCAAGCUCUCGCUACGGCAUUGAAGGGUGAGUCUUCCGAAAAAGUACCACACUUCAUAGUCAGAGACAUACGAGCACAGGGUAAGCUGCAAACACCUAUACACAAAGUUAGAGAUGUGCGUAAAUUGUUUAAAAGUUCUUAUCACUUUGUGUCUUUGGAUAAUAACGUUACCGCCGGCGACUUUCACUCAGAUCAGAAACUUUCCAAAAAGGGAUCUUAUAGAGACCCUUCGUCGCUUCCCCCCAUCAAAAUAAAGUAUCAGUCUGUGAAUACCAAUAGCAAUGUGAAUGGGAAGCAAUCUGUAAAUCAAACAGAGAAUUCUACAUUUAAGCUCAACGAGGAUUCAUUUGAAGUUUUCAGGUCAUCACCCCAGCAAGAGGCGGCCAAAAGCGGCACCCGACGAUCGUCAGGGAGAGUGCCAUUAGGCAAUACAAAACAACUGAAAGGUGAUUCGUCCGAAUGCCCCAUUGGACUUCUAAUUGAAACCAGCCCAGCUUCUAUAAGACAUGAGAAAACACUGGACAUCGGUGACAAGACAAAACCUGAGUCUAAAUUGUCCAACCUGGCUGCAUUCGAGAAAUUACAGGAUGCAGUCAAAACCAUGGAGCAGUUGUAUGUUUUUGAUAGAAAUGAGUGGAAGAGAAAAUCCAAGCCACCCUCUAUAUUAUCAGACAGUCAUGCUCUCUCUCUCAUAUCCAGCAAGGAGGAUGGGUCAGAGAAGGAGGGAGUGAAUGUGGCCAAUGAGGGGGCAAGGGAGAGGUUGAGAGAGAGGGAAAGGGCCAACAGUAUGGAGGCAGACAGGCCCGUCCAGUUCGGCAGAGACUCUGCCGAGCCCGAAAACUGCCUCACUAUCCCCGUCAAGUCUCACGACACCAGCGCCAAGCAAGCUGCCGUGUCUGCCGGCGGUGGCUAUGAGAAUACAGCCAUUUAUACCUUCGCCACCACGGGCGUCAAGACCCAGACCCAGACGGCCAGCCCACCUGGUCAUGGUGGCGCCCGGAAGCAGGAAGAGACCCGACAGUCUCCACAGAAACGCUCCACCAUCGUCAUGGAUACGAGAGCCCAGGACACGUUAACCGCCAUGAUCUACCACAUGCCCAUGGCUCAAAGCAUGGCGUCUGCCCAACUUCAGAUGCACUGCUUCUCCCCGGCCAUGGCCCCACAUGCCGUGCCCCACACUCAGAGAAAGAUGCUCUUUGACCCCGGCACAGGGAACUACUACUUGGUGGACACCCCUGUCCAGCCGGCCUACUGCCGCCUCUUCGACCCUGAGACGGGACAGUACGUGGAAGUGUCCAUCUCCCAGCAGCCCAUGUCCCCCAUGCCCCAAAUGCCGCCCGUGCCCAUUUCCAUGCCCAUCUCGCCCUUAGCCCUGAGCCCCAGAUCCUACGGCCCCACCUACACGAUCUACUCAGGGUUCAUGCCCGCCAUUCCCGGCAUUCCCCCCCUGAUCCCCACAAGGAUGCAGUCGCAGCUCUCCAUGCCGUCAGAGCAGGAUGACUCCGGGGACAAAGGCGGUUCCUCCCAGCAAGACUACAUGGGGAGUCCCUACUACAUGGCCAUGGGGUCUGGAAAGUCUCCCCAGGCUGGAGGCUCCAGUAUGGGUCAGGUCCAGCAGCAGGGACAGCCAGGGGUCCAGGGGUUCUCCAAUGGGAAGCAGCCGGUGAUCAGCAUCACCUCCCAGCAGGGGCCCUGCAUCAUCGCCCCGCCUUCCUUCGAUGGGACCACCAUGAGCUUUGUGGUGGAGCGUAGGUAA
Messenger RNA from Oncorhynchus masou masou (cherry salmon), 3870 nucleotides. RefSeq lists its product as uncharacterized. The record is from RefSeq and is a predicted model, not a curated record. NCBI's taxonomy places the organism in Eukaryota, Metazoa, Chordata, Actinopteri, Salmoniformes, Salmonidae.